AAACAGCGAGAGCCGUACGUGGAAAGGUCUCUCUCUCCUUCUUCUGUGGCGUGGGUAUGAGCGGGCUGCUCGCUGUCCGACAGCCCUCCUUUUAACGCGUUUCUGCCAGUGAAGGAGGGAGUAUAACAGGUAGAGUGGAGAAAACCAUGGAUGGACUUUACUUUGAUGUGAAACCAAAAGCCCAGAGACCACAAAGCUCUGAGAAAACUCGACAUAAUCUAACCCCGAACCAUCACUCGUGUCCCUCCCUUUCACGCCUCAACUCUGCAGCUCAGAGUCCCCAGAAAUGUGCCGGGGCUUGGGAGAGGGUAGCACCAUGGAGGGGGCAGAUGGACGAGGAAGAGAUAAGAUACCAACUGACAAUGAUUGGUUUCAGGGUAGUUCACUACCUGACCACCAUGGCCAUGCUGCCCUGGGUGGUGGCAGAGAUCUGCAGGUCCUCCAAGAAGGAUCCGGGUGCUGGGCCACGUCAUGCUGCAGGAGGUUCUCCUUCAUGCAGUACUAAGACUGUGUUUCUGUGUGUGUCUGCAUCCUGGGUGCGGUGUGUGUCCGUCCUGGCUGAGCGCCGUCUCUGGGACCCUCUGACACACACAGUGCUGUUUGAAUGUCGUCCUCAUCAAGUGACCAAGUUAAUUCACAACAGCCAGGAGCCCAGUAUCUUUGCCUGCCUGGUGAAAGACUCGCUGAAGUGUGCCUGCUACGUCUUCCAGGGCCUGGACAGCACCAAGGUCCCUGAGAUCAUCAGUACGUUGAGGCAGGCUGGCAAAAGCUCAGCACGCAACAAUGACAUCUUCCCUGACUCCAUAAAGACGUCCACAAGUUCAGAAGGCAGUGAUUCUUCAGAAACAUGCCUCUCCUCAGCCUCUACUACAUCAAACUCCACCGCUCCCACCUCUGCUGUGUCUCCAACAACGUUUGCUAAAAAGUUUGAGGUACUUUUCUGCGGCAGAGUGAGUGUUGCUCACAAGAAAGCCCCACCUGCUUUAAUAGAUGAGUGUAUUGAGAAGUUCAGUCAACUGCAUGGCUCAGGGACAACAGAUAAGGGAGGUGGAGGUUUGGUGGAUGGGCUCAGGAGGGCGUUUACCUUCCCAUCCUCUGGACUGGGAAAUGGUUCUGUUCGGAACGGUACAGCAGGAAGCGCCACCACUGGGACGAGCUCUGCUCUGUUUAAGAGAGACUCCAGCUUCCCAAGCCUGCACCUCGAUGAAAACGGCCUUUGUCCAGAAAUUUCUAACAACAACACUACAGAUUCGAUCACCUGCUCGACGACGGUGCAGCCAACCAGCCUGCAGGAGAACCGGACCAUGCUGUUUACGGUGGGCAAGUCCCAGAUCUUCUUGGUCAGUCCAGACACUAAGAAAGUUGCCAUAGAAAAGAGUUUCCGAGAAAUCUCAUUUUGCUCUCAGGGAAUUCGUCAUGUCGAUCACUUUGGCUUCAUUUGCAGAGAAAUGGCAGAAGGCGGAAGCUGCCAUUUUGUGUGCUAUGUCUUCCAGUGCACUGAUGAAUCAUUGGUGGAUGAGAUCAUGUUGACUUUGAAGCAGGCGUUCUCUGUGGCUGCCCUACAGCAGAACGCAAAGACCCAGAGCCAGCAGUGUGACAGCUGCCCCGUUCAGCAACUCCACAGGCUGUGUGAGAGAAUAGAAGGUUUGCACCCUUCCAAAACAAAGCUAGAGCUUCAGAAGCACUUGGCCACUUUAGACAAUGAUGAGCAGGCUUCAGUCUUUGAAAACACUAUGCGGGCUCGUCCUAAGAGCGAUCAGGAAGAAAAUGAACUAGUGAUGGCUUCCCUAAGGAAUAUGUAUGAGGAAAAACAGAAGACUCAUCAGCACUCUUCUCUUGACAACAGCAAACAGGUUUCUGAAGAUGCAGCUCCUGCAUCUCAGGAGACACAACAGCAGAGCAGCAGUCGGCAGCGGCUGGAGCAGUUCAAGUCCAGAGCGAAGCGCUCUCUUACCGAGUCCUUAGAAGGCAUCUGGAAGGGGAGCAACAAAGCCAAACCUCAGAGGGAGAACAGUCAGGGAAGUGAGAGCAGCUCUUCUUCUGGUGCUGUCAACAGUAGCAGAGGUCAGCCGUGCUUCGAGGACCCCAUAACUCCCUCACCUCAUCUACGACCCACCAGCCCACUCAGAGGCCACAACUCCACUGGAGACUUGAAGCUUCUUGACUCGUCUAUUCCUCUGACUUCGUCGUCCUCCUCUCUACCUGGUGAUCCCGAGCCGCAGGGCUUCCGCCGACGGGCCAGCACCUUCAGUCAUUCCCCCACCCCGUCGUCAGUGCUCGAGGACUCCCCCCUAUACAUGCAGACUCAUUCACCACAGGAACUGAGUGCAGCUACGAAGCCCAAGCUCGUGCGACACUACUCUGUGAGCACAGACAAUCCUCACCAAAGCAAAAAUCUCCCAACCGACUCCACCCUUCCUCCUCUUCCUCCCUUUCCUUCAUGCCAUUCUCCUCUUCUCCUCCAUCAUCCUUCCUCACCUUCUGCUGGAGCCCGUUUCAAUAAAAGAAGUCCUCUGGGUGGUCUCCGUGCCCGUCUGCACUCCUCCUCCUCUGUCCCUAACUUUCUGAAAUUUCAAUUUCUGGCUCCUGUCCAAGAGAACGAUUGUCCCGAGCCAAAAAGCAGGGAUGUUGCUGCUCUCUCUACAUCAAGAGCAGCUUGUGUGGCCGGUGAAAGUCCACUGCGAAACCACAGACACUCGUGGAGGCAGCAGAUCUUCCUGCGGGUUGCUACUCCUCAGAAAGGCACAGACCCCACGGAGCGGGUGGAUCCCUGCCUAGAUGGGGGUCUGAUAUGUGUGGGCCAGGUGUCAGGGGUAGGAAAUGGAGACUCAGCCAUGAGAGCCGUGCCAGAGGAGGGGACGAAGAGGAGCAAAGUGGAGCUGAGGGAGCUGUGGAGGAAGGCCAUCCUACAGCAGAUCCUGCUGCAGCGAAUGGAGAGUGAGAACCAGAAACUGCAAGCCUCAGAGAGCGAUCUGCAGAACAAGCGCCUGAAGCUGGAUUAUGAAGAAAUCACUCCAUGUCUGAAGGAGGUCACUGUGGUGUGGGAGAAACUCCUGAGUACACCUGGCAGAACAAAAGUCAAAUUUGACACAGAGACCAUACAUGCUGCAGUUGCACAAGGUGUGCCAAGGCAGCAUCGAGGUGAGAUCUGGAAGUUCCUCUCUGAGCAGUAUUUACUCCAGCAGACGGUUCCCUCGCGGCCCCCCUCCAACCACACUCCAUACAAAGAGCUUCUGAAGCAACUCACCUCGCAGCAGCACGCCAUCCUCAUAGACCUCGGUCGUACUUUUCCCACUCAUCCGUACUUCCAAGCGCAGCUGGGAGCAGGGCAGCUCUCGCUGUUCAACAUACUGAAAGCUUACUCUCUGCUUGACCCCGAGGUGGGCUACUGUCAGGGCCUGUCCUUCAUUGCUGGAGUUCUGCUUUUACACAUGGGGGAGGAGGAUGCAUUCAACAUGCUCAAAUUUCUGAUGUUUGAUGUCGGGCUUCGUAAGCAGUACAGGCCUGAUAUGAUUAUCCUGCAGAUUCAGAUGUACCAGCUGUCUCGGCUGCUUCAUGACUACCACAGGGAUCUGCACGGCCACCUGGAGCAGCAGGAGAUCGGCCCCAGCUUAUACGCCACCCCGUGGUUCCUCACGCUGUUCGCAUCACACUUCCCCCUCGGCUUUGUGGCCCGUGUGUUCGAUAUGUUGUUCCUCCAGGGUUCAGAGGUUAUCUUCAAAGUAGCCUUGAGCCUGCUGGGUAGCCACAAGCCUCUGAUCCUGCAGCACGACAGCCUGGAGUCCAUAGUGGAGUUCAUAAAGACUACACUACCCAACCUCGGCCUGGUGCAGAUGGAGAAAACCAUAAACCAGGUUUGUGAGAUGGAUGUGUCCAAGCAGCUGCAGGCAUAUGAGGUUGAGUACCAUGUGCUGCAGGAUGAGCUGCUGGACACGCCCCCAACCCUCAACCAGCAGCAAAGAGCUGCGCAGCUGGAGAGGACCAAUCAGAGCCUCCGGCAGCAGAACCUGGACCUGUUGGAGGAGCUGCAGGUGUCCCACGCACGGGUCUGCAACCUGGAGAGUCGGGUGGAGGCCCUGGCGCAGUCGGAGGGACAGCUGAAGGAGCAGGUUUCUGCUCUCGAGGAGGAAAAGAAGCAGCUGGCCAACACCAUCGCACACCUCCACAGGCUCCUCACCGAGCUGGGCAUCAACCCAGACCUUGAUGGGCAGAUGCUCCCCUAAGCUCCUGAAAGAUGAGACUUUGACCACAGUUUCACAGCCGAACAGCAGCACAGUGGACUCUGUCUGGUUUAAAUGUUAAUAGCUGCAUGUAUACACAGGCAGAAUGCAGGAAGAGCUAGAGUUAAAGCCCUAAAGGAAGAAUUUGUUAAAGUGACUCCCAACUUGGUCUUUCACACCUCCACUAAAUGAGAAAAGGAUGCAAGAUGAGAGGGCUUUCCUUUCCUCUUACAGAUGUUAACAAACUCCCAGUUAGCACUGAGCCUCUGCUGUUCAAACAGAAAACCAUCAGAUAGAUUCUCACCUGUCUGUUUGUUCACAAAGAACACGUUUCGUUUCACACGUGGCUUUAUUUGUCCGUGUUGGAUCUGAUCAGGGUAAACUGGCCAAAGAACAUCUUGAUGCUUUAUUUGGAAGAACAAAGACUCCACUACACAGUAUUCCGAGACAUGAUCACUGUUACACAAAGUUGGUCUCAAAGAAAACACCAGAACAGAGUGUGCUGCUGGUGAUUAGCCUCCUAUUGCGCUGUUUUCAGUUAAUCUAUUACAAAGGCUGAAUGUGACGUUAUCUAAACGACGCCGGGUGCUGCUGAAAUGUUUAGGUUGGGAGGUGAGCUAGGUUCAGCUAUUUUUGAUUCUUCCUCGGCACUUGUAGUUCCUAGCUUCCUGACCGUGUGCAUUUUAACUUCAUUUAGCGACAGCAGCUCACAGGAAGAGUGAUACAAUAUAUCCAGUCCAUUUCACAUCCUGUUUUUCACCUCUGAAUACACUUCGAAUCGUGUGCGAGGAUGGAGGGGAUUUUGAAACGGCAGCGCUCCCCAUCCAGGACGGGGGAAGCCCUAACAGGCUCCUCUAAGUUAUUUCCAAAGCCACACUCGGGUGUGACGCCCGCGCCGCUGAGACAAUCUGUAGGGUGUAAAUGUUUUACUGUAUUCUCCCGAUACACUGAACUCCUCGGAGCCGAGCUGCAGCUUGGUGCGUCUGUACGUGAACGUCUGAAUGUUAAUGUUUCUUGUGCACUUCACUGAUCCAAAAAGAAAAGCUGUUUAUCACUUUGAAGAUAUUUUUUGCUUUUACUCUUUUGCACAUAUUUUCUGUUUUAUUGAUCUAUUGUCAGUCUGUACUUUAAAAUACAACUCAUUAUUAUUUCAGCACACAUGGAGUCUGCCUUCUUUUUGUGCCUGAGGUUGUCUGCUUACAAUAAAGAAUCAUGGAUCAGA
This is a messenger RNA of Xiphophorus couchianus (Monterrey platyfish), 5442 nucleotides long. RefSeq names its product TBC1 (tre-2/USP6, BUB2, cdc16) domain family, member 1 (gene tbc1d1). Lineage: Eukaryota; Metazoa; Chordata; Actinopteri; Cyprinodontiformes; Poeciliidae. Bases 147 to 4223 code for a protein of 1358 amino acids. The transcript has 23 exons. The record is from RefSeq and is a predicted model, not a curated record.